AUCCUUUUUCUAAACCCCACUUUCUUAUCAUAAAUUCAACCCAUUGCUGGAACUGAUAGAUAAAACACUUCGCUUCCAGCUCCUCUUCAGCUCAGCAAUACAUUCAUGUGCCCUUCCACUAUAGUGUAAGUUUUUUCUCCUUCCCAAAUGGACAACAACCAGCACAGGUAUUGGGUCUGAUCACCCAGCACUUCCACGUCAUAAUUGUUGCUGUGACUCAAGUAUCUUCCAACUCCCUGGCGAGGUAACGUAAACCUAGGUAACCAACCUCUGUGUAGUCAGCCUCCUCUCAUCACAUCUCCAGAAAUCUCUGCCAGUCACCUGGGUCAAGAAAAUACACAAAUGGCAAAUGAAACAGAAGCAAAAGCAGAAUAUAUAGAAAAAGCAAAGACACUGGGGGCGGUCCAGAUCAUGAUUGGAUUUAUAUACAUUGGUUUUGGAACUAUUUUGGGUUUAAUGAACCAUGUUUCCGAAGAUAUUGGGAAUUUUGCCUCCAGGACUUUUAUUGCUGGAUAUCCAUUUUGGAGUGGCAUCUCUUUCAUUAUUUCUGGCUCUCUUUCUAUACCAGCGUCCCCAACUAACUCGUUUCCUCUGGUUUUGGGGAAAGGCAUUUCAGCCAUGCUGAUGAUCUUCUCCCUCUUGGAGUUCUUCAUAGCUUAUGCCACAUGGAUUUUUGUCAUUGGGAGUAACCAAGAUUAAUCCAGCUGUGUAAACAAACAGCUCCGUGGCACCAGACUAUUCCUCAGCUCCAUCCAGAAAUAAUGGUCUCCUGACUCGUACCCCGACAAAUGAAAAGAAAAAGCGGUAUUAGUCCAAUUUCACAGGGUAAAACUAUUCUACAGAAACUACAUAUGAAGCUGACUUUUACAGGCCACAAUGAUCACUGAUCUUUAAGACUGUUUGAGAACUCUGAAAACAAUUCAUCACUAAUGGUAACCGUAUCUCUCUGUCACUGUUUCUUCCUGCGUACCACCAUUACACACUGGCAAAAGUGAAUGGCCAGAGGAGUGAAAAUGGCUCUCCAACUCUCUUAAAGUGACAAAUUAUCUUGUGCAUAUUACCUUUUCCUCAAUAAAAUAUCA
Molecule: messenger RNA, 1082 nt
Organism: Tupaia belangeri chinensis (Chinese tree shrew)
Lineage: Eukaryota; Metazoa; Chordata; Mammalia; Scandentia; Tupaiidae
Product: membrane-spanning 4-domains subfamily A member 12-like
Exons: 6
Coding region: 343-699 (118 amino acids)
Biological process (GO): cell surface receptor signaling pathway
Cellular component (GO): plasma membrane
Source: RefSeq, a predicted model, not a curated record